GAACUGCCUGCCUGUUACAAAGUAUCUGAGACUCCUCCAGGCAUAAGAAUCUUGUUGCUCAGCCUCAACAUGCAUGUGGACGUUUUGGUGAAGUCAGUGGUCAUUUCCCUGGUUUUGGUAAUCCUGGUAUUUCUUCCUCAAAGCUUCUCACAUGCUUCAAGGCUUACAUCAGGUUCUUGCAAGCUUUCACGGGAAACAUCUGAAAAACAUUGCCAGUCUCAAAAUGGUUUGAUCUGCAGCGGUAGAGGACGGUGCGUUUGUGGAGUAUGCAUCUGCUCUGUUCAUGAACCAGACAAAUUCUAUGGACCUCGGUGUGAAUGUCAAAACUGGGUUUGUGAUAGCUACGAUGGCAUCAUCUGUGGAGGGCACGGAAACUGCAACUGUGGAAAGUGUAAGUGCGACAAAGGCUGGUUUGGGGAUGCCUGUCAAUACCCAAAGACUUGUGCCAUCCCAAAGAAAAAAAGCAAUGAGAUGUGUCAAGAUUUACAGGGUGUAAUAUGUUCCAACGCAGGCACAUGUCACUGUGGCAGGUGCAUUUGUGACAACUCUGAAGAUGCCAAACUGAUUUAUGGAAAGUUUUGUGAGUGUGAUGACCGCGAAUGCAUUGAUGAUGAAACUGGCGAGAUCUGUGGAGGCCAUGGAAAGUGUUACUGUGGUAACUGUUACUGUGCGCCUGGUUGGCAUGGAGAUAAAUGCGAAUUCCAGUGUGACAUUACCCCUCGGGAGAGCAAGAGAAGAUGCUCGUCUCCAGAUGGCAAGAUCUGCAGUAACAGAGGGAAUUGCAUUUGUGGCGAGUGCAUUUGCUACGAUCUGGAUCCUAGUGGGGAUUAUGGUGAUAUUCACGGACUAUUCUGUGAAUGUGAUGAGCGAAACUGCCUUUCACUAUACGACAGAUACGCUGAUGAAUUCUGUUCAGGUCAUGGGCAGUGCAACUGCGGAAAAUGUACCUGCAAAGUAGGAUGGACCGGCAAGAUGUGUGAGCACCCUGUAUCCUGCCCCUUGUCACUCAAAGGCAGUUUUAAAAAAUGUAAAGGAAAUUCUGACCUACCCUGUUCAGGAAGAGGAAAAUGCCAGUGUGGUCAGUGCACCUGCUUCCCACCAGGAGACACCAGAGUUUAUGGGAAAACCUGUGAAUGUGACAACCGGCAGUGUGAAGACAGCGAAGGAAACUUCUGUGGUGGUCAUGGCAUCUGCUCAUGUGAUAGAUGCAUCUGUGAGGAUGGUUGGUUUGGAAAACAUUGCCAACAUGUGCGGGUCUGCAACAUGACAACAGAGAUGAGCAGGAGUUUAUGUGAAUCGUUUGAAGGAACAACCUGCUCAGAGAAAGGCUCUUGUCACUGUGGCAAGUGUAUCUGUGGUUCUCCUCAGCAGUGGUACAUUUCGGGUGAAUUCUGCGAAUGUGAUGAUAGGGAAUGUGACAAGCAUGAAGGCCUCAUCUGCACAGAGAAUGGGGUGUGCAACUGUGGAAACUGUGACUGUUGGGACGGAUGGACUGGAAGUGCCUGUGAAAUCUGGAUUGGAUUGGAAGGCUUCUGAAGGGCCAACGAUAAUCGGAAAACUCUGAACAUGGCAUUUUUUUCUGCAUUGAUUGAUAGUCUAAUGAAAAGCAACAUUCUGAAGAACAGUAAUAAACCCAGGUCUUCUCUCCUCUUCAUGUUUGCUGCUUGUCUUGCCCCGCAGAACGCUGGACGUUUCAUCUUCAGCACACCACAUAUACAAUAAAUGGCAAAAUGACCUUUAUUCAAAAUUGACUAUGUUAUUAGCAUGGGAGUUUGACGAAAGCCCUUGUUGUUUUGCUCUUAUUUA
Molecule: messenger RNA, 1806 nt
Organism: Callorhinchus milii (elephant shark)
Lineage: Eukaryota; Metazoa; Chordata; Chondrichthyes; Chimaeriformes; Callorhinchidae
Gene: itgbl1
Product: integrin, beta-like 1
Exons: 11
Coding region: 70-1536 (488 amino acids)
Biological process (GO): cell-matrix adhesion; cell adhesion mediated by integrin; cell migration
Cellular component (GO): focal adhesion; integrin complex; cell surface
Molecular function (GO): integrin binding
Source: RefSeq, a predicted model, not a curated record